Molecule: messenger RNA, 3381 nt
Organism: Dipodomys spectabilis (banner-tailed kangaroo rat)
Lineage: Eukaryota; Metazoa; Chordata; Mammalia; Rodentia; Heteromyidae
Gene: Chml
Product: CHM like Rab escort protein
Exons: 1
Coding region: 921-2882 (653 amino acids)
Biological process (GO): protein geranylgeranylation; small GTPase-mediated signal transduction; vesicle-mediated transport
Cellular component (GO): Rab-protein geranylgeranyltransferase complex; cytosol; cytoplasm
Molecular function (GO): GDP-dissociation inhibitor activity
Source: RefSeq, a predicted model, not a curated record
UCAUUUUCACCAUAGGGUCCAGUGAGGAGUGUUGCUGCAUUUGUUCACCCUUUGCCCAUCCAUUUUUGUAUGCACUUAUUUUUAAAUGCUAUUUUACUGCAGGACUUCUUUUGUAGUAAUCUGUAGUUCAGUCAUGUAGUUACCAUUAGAUCCUUAGGGUAGUUGGGCUGGAAAGGUCUUUUUAGCUAUUCUGAAAUCACAUGCAGAUUGUAUUUGGCCACAGAAAUAUUCCUAAUCACAAUGUUUCCAUAAAUCAUAAUCUGUUGAUCCACAUGCUUUCUUUUGGUCUAAGCUCACAGUUGUUUGUAAUUUAUUGAAAUAUUUUCUUAGAAGCAAAUGAUUAUGUUAAUUAUUUUUAGUUUUAUGGGAAAUUAUCUUUUCCUUAUUACUGUAUUACCUUAUUGGGAGGUUAUAUAUCUCUUGUUCAUUUUCAAGAUAUAGAAAUGAUGUGAGCAAGUAUUUCAUGAUGUGGCUUAGUAGGCAUUAGUAUCUAAGUAACAAGUCAUAUACCAAUGGAUUGUAAUUGCUGUUGCAUGUAAUUACUUUGCUCUUACAUUGUUUACAAUUGUAUUUUCUUGAAUUUUCUUCUUUCAGAGAAGAGUUCCAGUCACAAAUGCAUACGUAAUGCAAUUUGACAUUUACUGCUAAGGUGAAAUGCAGAAAUGAAAACGACACAUCCAUUUUAGUAUUCUCAGAUGUGACUAGAUGUACUUUAUCAUGUUUCUGUGCAACUGACUUAUUACAAAAUGUUUAUAAAGGUUACAGUUAAAUAGCUAGGACCUGCAUACUUCUCGGAUAAACUGAGACAUCACAAGGAGAGAGAUUUUGUUUCAGCUUAAUCAUACCUCAGAGGAGCCCUCAGCCUAGAUCCAUACACAUUCCUUCAGCAGCAGCUGUCACUAGAUACUUUGCCUCCUAGGAUGGCUGACAGACUUCCCACAGAGUUUGACGUCGUGAUAAUAGGGACAGGAUUGCCUGAAUCUAUCCUUGCAGCUGCGUGUUCAAGAAGUGGACAGAGGGUCCUGCAUAUCGACUCAAGAAGUUACUAUGGAGGCAACUGGGCGAGUUUCAGCUUUCCUGGGUUGCUGUCUUGGUUGGAAGAACUUCAACAAAACAGUGACACUGAGGAAGAAACGAUUGCUGCAUGGCAAAACUUGAUCGAGGAUACAGAAGAAGCCAUAUCUCUUCAAAAGAAGGAUGAAACUAUUCAACACGCAGAAGUAUUUUGUUAUGCAAGUCAAGAUAGGGUAGACAGUGUUCUAGAGACUGAUGCUCUGCAGAAAUAUCCUUCCUCGGAGACCUCUAGUACCUCCAUUAAACCUCUAGAUUCCACUAAAGAAAAGGACUCAGCACCUGUUACCAGCUGCAAAAUGCCUGACAAACACACUCAGAAAAGUGGAGAGAUUUCACUGGAAGUACCUGAUGAAGAGGAGUUGAUGGAGAAAGAAAAGCCCUGUGGUGAUAAAAUUUGUAUACACAGAGUUUCAGAUGAAGAGAAAAAUAAAAACCAACCUGCAGACGAACCCGAAGACAAUGCUGAUAAGCCAAAGAGAAAUAAGAUUACUUACCCCCAGAUGGUUAAAGAAGGCAGGAAAUUUAAUAUUGAUUUGGUAUCAAAGCUGCUGUAUUCCCAAGGAUCAUUGAUUGAUCUUUUAAUCAAAUCAAAUGUUAGUCGUUAUGCAGAAUUUAAAAAUGUGACUCGGAUCCUUGCCUUUCGGGAAGGCAAGGUAGAACAGGUGCCUUGCUCCAGAGCAGAUGUCUUUAAUAGCAAAGAACUUACUAUGGUUGAAAAGAGGAUGCUGAUGAAAUUUCUUACGUUUUGUCUAGACUAUGAACAGCAUCCUGAUGAAUACCAAGAUUUCAAACAGUGUUUAUUUUCAGAGUACUUAAAAACUAAAAAAUUAACUCCUAACCUUCAACAUUUUAUACUACACUCAAUUGCAAUGAUAUCAGAAUCAUCUUGCACCACAUUUGAUGGCCUUAAAGCAACAAAAAACUUCCUUCAGUGUCUUGGGCGUUAUGGCAACACUCCCUUUUUAUUUCCUUUGUAUGGGCAAGGAGAAAUUCCCCAGUGUUUCUGCAGGAUGUGCGCAGUUUUUGGUGGAAUCUAUUGUCUUCGUCAUAAAAUAAAAUGCCUUGUAGUUGACAAAGGAUCUAGACGAUGUAAAGCAAUUAUAGAUCACUUUGGUCAGAGGAUAAAUGCUGAAUAUUUUAUUGUGGAGGACAGUUACCUUUCUAGGGAAAUAUGCUCCAAUGUGCAGUAUAAGCAGAUAUCAAGGGCAGUGCUCAUUACAGAUCAGUCUAUUCUGCAGACAGAUUCAGAUCAGCAGAUUUCCAUCUUGAUAGUGCCGCCUGAAGAGCCAGGAGCUUGUUCUGUUCGGGUCACAGAAUUGUGUUCUUCAACCAUGACAUGCAUGAAAGAUACCUAUCUAGUACAUCUCACCUGUUCAUCUUUAAAAACAGCAAGGGAAGACCUGGAGCCAGUAGUGAAGAAAUUAUUCUCACCUUUUGCUGAAACAGAAGCAGAUGAGGAAGGUCUCAAAAAGCCAAGACUCUUGUGGGCUCUUUAUUUUAAUAUGAGAGAUUCCUCAGGGGUUAGCAGAAGCGCAUAUCAUGGCUUACCUUCCAAUGUUUACGUCUGCUCUGGGCCUGAUUGUGGUCUGGGGAAUGAGCAUGCGGUCAAGCAAGCAGAAACACUGUUUCAUGAGAUCUUUCCAAGUGAAGAGUUCUGCUCUCCUCCUCCAAAUCCAGAAGACAUUAUCUUUGAUGGUGAUGAUAAGCAGCUGGAUGCUCCAGGAACUGAUAAUACAGAAAUGGCUAAGCUAGAAGACGGCGAGGAAAGCAAAAACCUAGAAAAUGCAGGACAACACCUUCAGACUUAGAAAAGUGCAACUUGGAAAUUUUCUUCAUCUUGGCAUUGAGUAUUAUCACUUGAAGGACAGCUUCCAUAUGAGUAAUUACAGGUGACUGUAUGAGGAAGGCCUUGCAGAUGCCGCUAGCUGUCUUUGAGACAAUGGACAUUGUAUGUCUUAAUUAUCAAUUACUGGCUUUUGAACUUUGUUUCAGCUUUUUUUCCAUGAUUCAGUCUUAAAACAGUUAGCUUUAUUUUACUAUUGAGUGUAUGUGUGAGAGUUUCAUGUGAACAUUUUGGGAAGGUAAAAUUGUACCUGCUAUUGAUAUUCAUCAUCUGUAGAACAAUAAAUAAUGUCAAAGGCAUACUUCAGUUACGUUUGCAGCUCUACCACUUGUUUGAAUAGCAAAACACAUAUACAAAUAGUAAAUUAUGUAAGCCUUUUAUAUAGAAUAUGAAUAAGUGGACUUUGUAGUAAGAAUAGCAACUAAUACAAGUGCCAAUAUGACAAAAUGCAGUUGUCUAAUUGU